This is a messenger RNA of Cordyceps fumosorosea ARSEF 2679, 744 nucleotides long. RefSeq names its product cell wall serine-threonine-rich galactomannoprotein Mp1. The transcript has a single exon. NCBI's taxonomy places the organism in Eukaryota, Fungi, Ascomycota, Sordariomycetes, Hypocreales, Cordycipitaceae. The record is from RefSeq and is a predicted model, not a curated record. Gene Ontology annotation, cellular component: extracellular region. The coding region runs from base 1 to 744 and encodes 247 amino acids.
AUGAAGUUCGUCGUGGCUCUCACCCUUGCCUCCACUGCCAUGGCCGGCAUCGUCGCCCGUGACGCCACCAUCAUCAACGGCGUCAUGAGUACUGUCGAGAGUGACAUCGGAAAGGUCAAAGACGCUGCCGAUGCCUACAAGGGCGACAAGACGGAUCUCGUCAAGGCCGCGGACCAACUCGUCUCCGACCUCAAGGACGGCAAGACCAAGGUCGACGGCGGCCCCGACCUGACCGCCGAGGACGCCAUCAACCUCACCAGCUCCGUCGACAAGCUGACCAAGGCCGGCACCGCGCUGACCGACACCCUGGAGAAGCGCAAGCCCGAUGUUGAGAAGGCUGGCGAGUGCAAGACUGUGCAGGACCAGAUCUCCGCUAUCGAGUCCAACUCGAAGGCCCUCAUCGAUGCCGUCGUCAAGAAGGUGCCCGAGGCCGCCCAGCCCAUCGCCCAGCAGCUCGCCGGCAAGCUCACCACGGUCCUCCAGCAGGCCCAGGAUGCCUACAAGGACUGCAAAGACUCCGGCAGCAACAACGGUGGCGGCAACAAGAGCCCCAGCUCCGGCGUAUCGACCACCGGCUCUGCCAAGCCGACCAGCACCGGCGCAUCGACCACCGGCUCUGCCAAGCCAACCGGCACCGGCGGCGUCGUGCCCACCAGCUCCCAGAUCACCAUCCCCACUGGUGCCGCUGCCGUCUACGCGCCGGUUGGUGCCCUCGCCGCCGUCGCUGCUGCCCUUGCGCUCUAA